AUGGCUUAUAUUCAUCCCAGAUACGAGUACGUCAAGGCCUUCGAGCAACCAGACGUUUUGCUCCCCAAUACCUGGAUCGUAGUCCGCAUCGAUGGACGAGGGUUCCACAAACUUACCGACCGCUAUCAGUUCAAGAAACCUAAUGACCGCCGCGCGCUAGAUCUAAUGAAUGCCGCGGCUGUAGAGGUCAUGAAAGACCUUCCUGACCUGUGUAUUGCAUAUGGUGUCAGCGAUGAAUAUAGUUUUGUCUUCCAUCCAAGCUGCCAGUUAUUCGAGCGGCGGAACGCCAAGCUAGUAACGACUAUUGUAUCCACAUUCACAGCUCAUUAUGUAUAUCUGUGGGGGAGGUACUUCCCAGAUACCCCUCUUCAGUCACCGUAUCUACCUUCCUUUGACGGGAGAGCUGUUGUCUAUCCAGCUACUAGGAACCUACGGGAUUACAUGAGCUGGAGACAGGUGGAUUGCCACAUUAACAACCUCUACAACACAACGUUUUGGGCCAUGGUCCAACAAGGUGGUAUGAGCAACACGGAUGCAGAACGAGAGCUACAGGGAACCGUGUCAUCGGACAAGAAUGAAAUUCUUUUCAAGAGAUUCGGGAUUAAUUAUAACAACGAGGAAGAGAUUUAUAAGAAGGGAAGCGUAGUUUAUCGUCAAUACCAACUAGAGGAUAUCAAGCCAAAAUCAGAGCACAAUUCAGGCGCGCUGGCCGAGGAGGAAGGUAACUUUCUUCAAGAAACAAAGACGUCCAGAUCACAACAGGACAAGCUUCGUAAAUUGCGCCGAAAGGCACAGGUUAUUGUUGACCAUGUCGACAUCAUUAAAGAUGAAUUCUGGGAGCGAAGACCUUGGAUUCUCUCAGGAAAGCCGGGCAAAUUGCCCACAGUAGCUUGA
Molecule: messenger RNA, 894 nt
Organism: Aspergillus alliaceus
Lineage: Eukaryota; Fungi; Ascomycota; Eurotiomycetes; Eurotiales; Aspergillaceae
Product: tRNA guanylyltransferase
Exons: 7
Coding region: 1-894 (297 amino acids)
Biological process (GO): tRNA modification
Molecular function (GO): magnesium ion binding; tRNA guanylyltransferase activity
Source: RefSeq, a predicted model, not a curated record